Molecule: messenger RNA, 829 nt
Organism: Dermochelys coriacea (leatherback sea turtle)
Lineage: Eukaryota; Metazoa; Chordata; Testudines; Dermochelyidae
Gene: CHCHD10
Product: coiled-coil-helix-coiled-coil-helix domain containing 10
Exons: 4
Coding region: 143-565 (140 amino acids)
Biological process (GO): mitochondrion organization
Cellular component (GO): mitochondrion; nucleus
Source: RefSeq, a predicted model, not a curated record
GAGCAGGCGCGCGUCACGGGGCGCAUGCCCGGUAGUAGCCAAGCGGCGGAGCCUGGCCACGUGGGUUCCCUCGGUCGCCCUUUAAACCGGCCGCCCGGCGCCCGCGCUCAAGGAGACUCGGGACGGAGGCGGCAGCCGUAGGAUGCCCCGGGCGAGCAGGAGCGCGGCGGCCCGGCCGGCUGCAGCCAGUGCAGCCCCAGCUCAUGGUCAUCCUCCACCUUCAGCUGUUGCAGCCCCAGGUCAGCCCCAGCAGCCUGGCCUGAUGGCCCAGAUGGCUACCACUGCUGCUGGGGUUGCCGUUGGAUCUGCGGUGGGCCAUGUGGUUGGCAGUGCUCUUACUGGGGCAUUCAGUGGCGGUAGCAGCACUGAGCCAGCGAAACCAGCCAGCACUAUCCAGGAGCCCAGGCAGCCUGCAUACCACCAGCCACAGUAUGGACCUUGCCACUAUGAGAUGAAGCAGUUCUUGGACUGUGCUACCAAUCAGAGUGACUUGACCUUGUGUGAAGGUUUCAACGAGGCACUGAAGCAGUGCAAAUAUAAUAAUGGUGUCUCCUCCCUCUUGUGAAGAAAUUCAGCGCUAACACUGGGAAACAAGAGCCUGGAGUACAGACAAGAAUGGAAGAGACUGGAAGGGACAGCUAGUGACCAAAGUAACCAGUUGAAGGGAACGAUAGUCUGACCAGCAGAAAGAACCACUUAGAGCUAACACGCUUCUUGAAUUGCCAGGAAAGAACGAUAGUUGGAAUUUGAUGGGGCUUUUAGAUUCCAAAUCUCAUUUGAUUUGCUACAGUGAAAUAUGUAAUAAAAGGAGAUGGUUUAUUUUAAUCUA